CAUACUUCUACAUACCCUGCCUUGUCUGAUGAGGCAUACAUCUGCCAGGACCUCUAACUCUUUCCUUGAAACCUUAAGGAAACCUUAAGUAGAUCAUCUUCCAACUUGUCAUUCUUGGAUUACCUCAUUGGAUAAAGAAGCACUACCUUUUGUGACACUUCUUAACCAUUGUCUUUCCUUUGAGUUGGCUCAAAUUGAGUUACUCCUUUUUUUUCCACAAUGUUAGCUCACAUAUUUUUAUUUUAAUUAUGUUUCCCAUGUCCUCUGAUCAACUAAGUGAACAGCACCCCUGAAUACAUGCUAACUCCAACCAAAGUGACCUGUUCCAGACAUGUCAGCAUGAAAAGUGGUUGUAAAAAUGAUGAUGAUGAUGAUGUGAAUGUAAAAAAAAUUCUGGCUGUUCUCAUUACACAUCACAUAGUAAAGUUCAAUGUGAACAAGAAAGGUCUAAUUGAGUAUAACAUUAGCAUUAAAGCAAUUUUAUCUCGAGUACGCUUCCCUAUUUAUAUCUGCACUUCAAAAACCCUUUAUGGAGAUGCUGCUGAACUCUUGGUUGAAGAACUUCUGCAGAGAGGUGAAGCUACCAUGGAAACUGUUGUCAACAAAGUAACAGAACGGCUAAAUGAUGCAUUGGAGGCCUCAGGUCAUCCAAAAAUUUCAUCAACUUUAGUAAAAGAUAAAUUUGUAAGCCUUGUUCAAACACACUUCAUUCAGCGAUGUUUGACACCAAUGAGGGAUAGCGGGGGUCGUGUUAUCUCCCUUGGUACACCUGAUGACCCCGACAUUUGCCAUGUAAUUCCAGUUAAUACCCAAAGAAGGAGAUCAGAUAGUCCUCCAUCUGCUAAAGCAAUGAAGAUCUCUGAGAACAACACUGAUACAGUUUACUGGCAAGUUGACUUUGACCGUUUCCAUCAGCACUUCCGUGACCAAGCCAUCAUUUCUGCUAUGCUGAACAAAAUUGAUAAGAAAGCUUCUGAAAUAAUCCGCACCAUGCUUCGGGUUAGUGAGACUAACACUGCUGCUGAUUCCCUUGUUACCACACCAAUCUCCAUUAAUGAGAUAUUCAUCAAUCUUCCUAAGGAACUUGAAAUUACAAAACCCAUCCUUGAGCAGUACCUCUCUGUCAUGUGUGAUGAUUCCCAGUUUGUGUUUAAAGCUGCAGACGCUGGCGGAGGAAUGUAUGAAAUAAAUAUUCAUAAAUCUUUGACAGAACUCUGUAAAAGUCAUAUUGAAUCAGUUGUUCAAGAAAGGUUUGGCUCUAAAAGUCUUCGGAUAUUCAGGAUACUCUUACUGAAACAACAUCUAGAACAAAAACAGAUUGAAGAAUAUGCCAUGAUUCCUGCCAAAGAAGUCAAAGAAAUUAUGUAUAAUAUGUUUGCUGAUGGUUUUCUAUUUGUCACGGAAGUUUCCAAAGCGCCUGAUCAUGCACCAUCCCGAACAUUUUUCUUGUUUCGAGUUGAAAUCCAACGAGUAGCAAGGAUGUUACUGAAGCGCUGUUACCAGGCUAUAGCCAAUGCCAUGCUAAGGAGGGAACAUGAAGUGAAGGAACACAGGCGACUUCUUGAUAAACAGCAAAGAGUUGAAGCAAUUAUUGCAUCCCUUGACCAAAAUGGUGUUGAUGAAUCUCAGAAAGAGGAAGUAGAACAAACUAUCACUCCAGCUGAACGAAACCAACUUGCCAAAGUAAAACAGGAUAUAAACAAAUUGGAUCAGUGUGAAAUUCAGUUGGAUUCCACUAUGUUUCUGUUGGAAAACUACUUACAUUACAGCAAAAUAAAUAGCCAGUUGAGCUGAAAGUAUCUUUUAAUAAAUUUAUGUACAAAGCAUUUUUUAUAAAUUAUGAAAGGAGCAGUGUGAUGUUGAUGACGAUGACAAACUUUUAAUAAAUAAAAAAAUUAUAUAUAGAAAUAUAACAAGAA
Octopus bimaculoides (California two-spot octopus) is the source of this 1919-nucleotide messenger RNA. Its product is annotated as DNA-directed RNA polymerase III subunit RPC3. Lineage: Eukaryota; Metazoa; Mollusca; Cephalopoda; Octopoda; Octopodidae. Gene Ontology annotation, biological process: DNA-templated transcription. The record is from RefSeq and is a predicted model, not a curated record. Gene Ontology annotation, cellular component: RNA polymerase III complex. Gene Ontology annotation, molecular function: single-stranded DNA binding.